Molecule: messenger RNA, 21920 nt
Organism: Spirometra erinaceieuropaei
Lineage: Eukaryota; Metazoa; Platyhelminthes; Cestoda; Diphyllobothriidea; Diphyllobothriidae
Source: the annotation of a GenBank genome assembly
AUGUCUGCUGGUGCGGAUAGAAAGGCGGAAAUAGAGCUCAAAAAAGCCAAACUUCGAGCUCUUAGGGAAGAUAAGUUACGCAGAGAAGAGAACCGCAGACAAGCCCUUAGUGGACAUAAUAGCGGAGCCAGCUCAACAGCCGAUUUGCGCGGUGAAGCGGACGCCAUCCUUAAAAAUUUGGGCAUAGAACCCUUGCAGGAACCUGCUGUCCCUCUGUCAAGCGCACAAACCGUCGAUGGACACAUCUCGCCCAACCGUCUCGGGUAUUUCGGGUUUCCUGCUUUUAUUUUUUAUAAGAGUCAGAAUUGGCUCUGGGCGGCGAAGGAAACUCCAAGUUUGUCAGGUCUCAGAAUUCGAUAUUAAGCCACAUGCCUCCGAGACUUAUGACAAGGAGAUUCAGACGGCAGAGGCUGAACCGGACGAAAGUGGUGGGUUCCAUACACUUAUUUUGGCUGAUUUCGUUCCUUGUAUCAUGAUCGCAAGAAUUCUCGUUGUUUGUGUGAAAGUCAUUGUUUGAAAACGGCAGUUCACAACUAAUUUAACUGCCGUGGUUAGCAUUAUUUUUUAGCUGGGGUGAGACCUACGUCUCCCGCUCUGCCGGUGACUUUCUAUCGCAUUUGAUCAUGCAAACCUCAUCAAGCCGUUUACAUUUUGCCUGUUGCUUUCAGCCGCUGGGAUGGAUUACUAUGGUAAGACAAUUCGCAUUACCCUGCAGUGUACUUAACGCCAUCCUAAUCAGGCCUCGCUUUGUGCAAAGCAAUUGUGAGCAUGUCAAGCACGUUUUAAUCCGUUGUUUAUGGGUAGCAAGCUAACAUAUUGCUGCAGACACUUUUUGCAUUCAUCACUGCACCGGUUAUUGCGGCAUUGUGUCGUGCUCAGCACACUUGAAUUCGUUGUUUAAGAUAAAUGGCAUUACAGUUCAGUUGAAGUUUCUUUAUAACCAUUGUAUGCCUGUUUCUGCGUCCAGCGCUAACUGCAUCAACGCUUGGAAAUUGCAUUUUGCUUGCCUGAAUAGAAUACGUAGUAAGCUACUGUCCGAUGUCAGCGGCUGAACCGCAUCGUAAACUCCAAGAAUAUUGAAGUAGCUCCUGAUGUUUAUGCAAUUCGGCCCCUGCCAGUUUGCAACGACGGCAGCAGGUUUGUGUUACGGCCGUCUUCCUUAUAGGGUCACCCUGACUACCUGAUUGCGGUUUUGUUUGCGCUCUGAUUAGGAAAUUCAAGAUUUUGACACCCUACACAGCAGAUCAGGUUCUAUUAUUUUGUGCAGCUUCCAUAAUCCGCUUACCAAACCAAUGUUAUGCCGACCGGUGCAAAAUUUUCUUUUUUAUAAGUUUUUCAUAUGCAUGCUUGCAUUUGAUCCUUCCCAGUUUCGACCGUACUUGUUUCUGAAAUUUAGCAGUAGGCCUCCUCCACGUGAUGGCUAUUCGUUAAUCUGAGUGUGUUUAACACUAGUGCUUACCUACGAUGACACACCAACGGAGAAUGAUCGUAUACAAAUCGGUUCGUAUGACGAACCGGUGGAGCGAAUGGACACGAAAAUGUUAAAAAGCGUUCAUGGAGAGGUGCCAAGGCAGACUACCGUUUCAACCAAGGCCGAACUUGAAGAGCCAGCACGUGAGUAUCUUGUUCUAUGCUCAGUUGAUACCGAGGGUAGGAAAUUUAUUCUAGCGCGCGGACCAUAGUCAUCCGGUCGUCCGAGAGACCCAGUUAGUCCUUGCUCCAAAACGCCUUGUCGUAACCACGGAAUUUAUAAAUGUGCAUCCUUACUCCUCCGGCGUACUAGUUUGUGGUCAGAGGAUUGUGUCGGACGUCGACCCGCGAAGUCUUUUUUAACUGCGCACAUUCGCCAUGUCGUAACACCGCUAUGCCUUGCGACCAUUCUCCAGAUAAUUCAUUUAUCUGAUCCGCGCUAGCCAGGCCUAGAGGUAGUGCCACAGUAUGAUCCGCGACCGUUUCAUCGUUAGAGUCGAUAACAUGUCUGUUUCAAUGAAGUCCUUUCCACGAUCAGCCACCCACGGACAUGCUGGAUAACUCGCAGCCAGACCAAUAGGCAGCCUUUGCAAUUUUGAUAUUCAUUUGUCGCCUUGGGUGCAAAAGCCUGUUUAGGUGACUCGCUGGUUGGAGUCAAGCUUUCAAAAAGUGGGGAUGAAACAACUGGGUAUGGAAGUUGUGGGGGAGUCAGGCCAAUUUGACGCAAGUCAGUCUGCACGACCUUGCCUCGCUUACAUCCGGCUUUUCUAAUAGGUUCUAUCAUAAGGUUUUCCAGCUGUUUUGUUCUCACGCUCUAUAUGUUUCAAGUAACAGCUGAGUUUCAUCUGAUGUCAAUGAGUGGUGUUCUCUCACUUAGUCUUUGCAGCUUGUUUCAUAAGAGCAAGUAGAAUGUAUUAUAAAGCUUUCCUGACAGUGUAAAUUGUGAUAACCUCCAUGCUUAAGCCGUUUGUAAGCAUCAAACAGGUCCAAAAGGAUGGAUUUAGACGACAUUCAAGAAAUGAUGCUUUGCAAAUUUUACUUCCCGUUUCCGCGGCUCUCCACGGCCUUGACAGUGGAGUCUCCCAGCCUUACUUCUCUAUCCACGAACCUUGAAAAGAUCAGGUUAAUUUUUAGAGGUCAGAAUCUAUGAACACUUAUGCACCAUCGUGAUAACUCUUCGAAUACUUCCCUCUGGUUUUUUUUUCUCAGCAAAAAAUCUGCGUAAAGUGGACAUUUUUGACAGUUGUGGGGUUCACCGCUUGGGACGAAAAGUUCAUGUUCGAAUUUGAAUUUCGGAUUGUCGUACAUCUUAAAAAUAUCCAAAUUAGGUCUAUUGGUAAUUUGGUUUCUUUUCAAGGAACUAUUAUCUAGGUAUUUCGGUUAGGGCUUCGUUAGACAAACCAGACCAGGAAUUUAAUGGACGGCACUAUUAUUUGACCGGUAUCCAAGCCCCUCUGGGUCAAUAAUUACUUCACACAUGUCUUGAUAGCUGUACUGGUACCGGAUCAUUAACCUCAUUCGUUCACCGUCCUCGUGGGAUUAAGACCAAGAUUACUUUCGUUUAGUUUCAUUUCCUGGUUGUAAGCCACUUUUCUUUUUUCGAUCUCAGGAGCGAAGAUAACAGAAUAUGACUCAGUACGUACAUCUACGUCGAACCUUCCUGAAGUUGUGUCAUUUUCACGGAGUGAACUGUGUGAAGACUUGCCCAUCUUGGGCUUUUCCGUCUUCGAUUAACAGGAUUUUUCUGAAAAGCCUACUUAUGUCGUCCCGCGCAACGCCAUAACCGCUUUGAGUGGCGGAUUAAAUUAAAUGAGGGUAUUCAGUGUGCCUCGACACCUUUGUCUGGAGCCAUUUUCGUUAUAUUUUGGGCUUCAUUCUAGUAUUGUAACAACGCGAUAGAGUGGCCGUAUAAGUAAUAAGAUAUUGCGAAAAUUGCUAGUCUCUUGACCGUUCCUUUUCUAAAUUACGCAUUAGUUGAGACUUGGCCGUGCAAAAAAUUACUAUGCGCACGCCUAAAAGUUAACAUGGCUACUUUGUGGACGGCCUUUUGCCAGCGAGUUAGUGAGUCUUCGCAAUGGGCAAGAAAGUACCAGGACGUUUUAUCAGAGAGAUGUCAGUAAGCGUUAUAACUGCGUUUUAGGGCGUGAAAACACAGAUUUGCAAACCUGACUUUCCGAAGUCGAUGAGAUGCCUGGUUUUCUAAAAAUAACCCGCUCUCUUACGCCUUGUUUAAUCUGAAAUACAUGGUGAAAGAAAAUCAAUUAUCAAGUACGCCAAGUUCCGUCUGGUAAGACCCUCGAGUUCAGAUUUCUCUCUUCACGCACAAGAACACGCGCGGGUGCCCAAACUUAGCCUAGGGUGGCUAUUAGCAUAGAAAACUGCCGGAAUGCAAGGCAACGUAGAUUUCCGCUCUAAGUAUUUUAACUGAUAAAAUUAUUUAUAAACAUAUUCUUUAUACAAAGGCGGUAUUUUCCGGAUAACGUUGGGCGAUUAAAAUGCGCAACAUUUUAGUUGUUUACAAUUGAUCGUCUCAACUUCCGUCAUCAGGUAUCAUGAGUUUGGUCACACACUGUAUAUCGCCCCUCAACUAAGUUCACUCAAGCAGCGGUUGCCAUUGAAGGCCUUUAUCUUAAGCCUAAGGACGAGCUUUUCUUCAAAAUUCAGACUAGGGUAAGGUGAUACCAUAUUAACAGCACAGGUACUAGCCAAAAGCCCAUACACGCGUGUUUCGCCGAUAUUCUAACGCUGCAAGGCGCAGUCGCGAGGGGUUCGGCUCGUCAGUGGGCCCUCCAGCAUUCCCCGUGUGUUUUCUGGUAGAUGCUCCAAUUUAGAAAUUUUCGCUUCUUAAUUUCCUCAGAAAUUAUCUGAGGAAAUUAACUGAUCUACCCCAACUUCGUAGAUAAUUUCUGAGAAAAUUAAAAGCGACAAUUUCUAAAUUGGAGUAUCUACCAGAAAACACAUGGAGGAUGCUGGGGGACCCACUGACGAGUCGAACCCCUUGCAGCUGUGUCAUGCAGUGGCAGGAUAUCAGCGAAACACGCGUGUAUGGGCUUUUAGCUAGUACCUGUGCUGUUAGUAUGGUAUCACCUUACCCUAGGAUAUACUACUAGCUGCCUGUCGGCAGUUAAUGAAUAUUACGCGGUUACCCGCUGUGGCUGAUGGACUUUGGCCCAAAUAUUCAUACAUCAAAUUCUCGGUCUGAGCCUAUAAACCUUGAACAAACUGAUCCACUCCAACUUCGUAGAUAAUUUCUGAGGAAAUUAAAAAGCGACAGAAUUUAGACUGCUGUUGGUCAAAGGGCCUCAUAUUUGAGGCAGAUGUGCACUCACUGCUGACUGUUUCAAUUUGCUCUUUGGAAGUUGGACGACUGUAUGAGAAAACUCAUAUGAUCUGGUGGUCGCUGGCGGCGGGGGGGGGGAUGUCAGUUUUCAACCCCCCGACCGGCUUCUUGCUCGGCAUCUUUUCACUGCAUAUUUUCCCUUCCGACUGUGGUUUUAGUGGUUGCACUGACAGAAGAACAGAAGCAGCAGAUGCUUCUCUCGGAGGGCUUCAAGUGUUUCUUCGACCGCAGCGCGCGCAUAAUUGAGCGGGCCCUGUGUGAGUCCGAGGACGUCUUUCUUGACUAUUCCGGUGAGGAGGUGAAGGCGCAAACGUGAGUCAGUCAUCUUUGCCUCCACCCUUUGUUGUGAGUAGACACUCCUCUCUCUCCUACCUCCUAGGUCUCUUACGGAUAAUACUCGAUUAAAAGAACGUGCUUUUGUCUAAACUCCCCCAUCAAGUUCUGAUUGGAUGCUUUCGCGCGCGCGCGCCCCCGCUGCUACGGAUUGGUCACCGCGUGUUGCCCGCGCAACCGAAAAGGACCGCAGGAAGCUUGUCAUGUCCUGUGCUUCUGCGUUGUUUCUGUUGAUGCAUUCGAGGGUGAAUUCGGAACAGCAGGCGCGCAAAAGUCCUAUUCGUCCACGACGGAAUCCAGUAGCUUAGCAAUGCACAGCGCUCUGCAACAAAAUUAUGCGUUAUUGCCGUUGUGAAUGAGACAGCCUAAUUAAUCGUAUGUUUUCGACUGGUAUACAGCAGGCCCUUAGCAGGACAGUGGACGCUCACCGAUCAGGUUACGGAACAUGCUCGUUCCGUUGUGCCUUGGGGCUCAUACUAGAACCCUCGCAGGCAGUCGCACAGCGACUAGUAGUAGACAUAGAUGAGAUGGAGCCGACAAAGACAAGGGAGACCGGAAUGGCCAUUUCUGGCUUAUUAGCCGUCAUCAGCCAGUCGUGCCCAACCCCAAGUGUGGAUCACUUGAGAUUCGAACCCGGGAUCUUUGGUCAUGGAGUUUGACACUACCAUUGGGCCAGGCGAAUAUCAUUAGUGGGGAAUAUCAAUUAUGACAGUGGCCGCUCACCGAUCAGGUCACGGGACGUGCUUGUCCCGUUGUGCCUUGGAGCUCAAUCUGGAACCCUCGCAGGCAGUCGCACAGCGACUAGUAGUAGUAGUAGCAGCAGCAGUAGUAGUAGUAAUAGUAGUGCUGCCGGCGCAACCGGAAAGGGCUGCAGAAAGCAGCCUAUGCAAGAACUUUAUUCGCUUGUCAUGCCCUGUGCUUGCCCGUUGUUUCUGUUGAUGCAUUCGAGGGUGAAUCCGGAACAGCAGACGCACAAAAGUCCUAUUCUUCCACGAAGCGUAUAUUUUCGGGAAUCCAGUAGCUUAGCAGUGCACAGUGUCCUGCAACAAAAUUAUGCGUUAUUGCCGCAGUGAAUAAGACAACCUAAUCAAUCGUAUUCUUUCUACUGGUAUACAGCAGGCACUUAGUAGGGCAGUCCUUUUCCCGUGGCGGAAGAGCGUUCACCGAUCGGAUCACAGGACGUGCUUGUCCUGUUGUGCCGUGGAGCUCAAUCUAGAACCCUCGCAGGCAGUUGCCUAGCGACGUAGUAGUAGUAGUAGUAGUAGUAGUAGUAGUAGUAGUAGUAGUAGUAGUAGUAGUAGUAGUAGUAGUAGUAGUGUGUAGAUAUAUAGCACUUUUCCCUUCAGUUCUACCUGAGGGACGUUGAAGGGCUAACCUUCCUGGGAGAAAGGUAGUAGUUAUUUAUCAUAGAUUGAAAGUUCCCCCACUCAGGGGAAAAUACUUACUUCAUUUCUCGUGUAGACUGAGUGUUUCAAAAGCAUCCGGCGGGGUGUGAAACAGCGACUUUCAUGACAGUGUUCUACUCAAGUAAUCGAUAACCACUCGACCAGUGCUCAGCUUUCAUGUCCCCACUCCGAAGUUGAUCUGGGUCUGCCUGAUGAUUGGAAAUAAACCCGAAACUACUCCUCCAUUUGUUUUUGGCGCCUUCAGUAGUGCUUUUCAAUCAUGGGGAGGGGGGGGGGGUGCGGACCGUGUUACUAGCCCGUUGGGGGAAGGACAAGUAGUUGAAGUGGGUGGUAGUUAGAUACGCGAAGUGUUCCUCUGUGCUCUGCCAGAAUAUGUCGAAAAAAUAUGUGGACCGUUAUCCUUCUCAUAAAAAAGAUGGGCAUAAUGUGAAUAUCCCAAGAACAGUCAGUCAAAUGGUCGUUCUUCGCACAGAGCGAUCUACUUGCGUUUGCAUUCCCCCACAUUCCCUACAACGUAGCCUUUGUAUUCCAGCAUAUCGCGAUUCGAUCCUUCGCUCCUAGCCACAUUUUCUUUCUUCGCCGAUAAAACUUGAACUGCGUAAACCUUGGUGGUCAUGUGGGAACGACGCAGCUCGCUUCAUUUCUGAGCAGCCUCCUAAGGAGCUUUUUCGCUGUGGACUAGGUGGAUUUGGAAAACUCAACUCCGUAGGUGUGUAGGUGUAGGCAGUGCCAACGCUGGCAGAAUCAAUACUCGCAGUCUUGCCGUUAGUGCGUACGCUCGUUACAGCAGGCGAUUUUGUUGACAACAUGAAUCUCUUCUUCGUCGUUAAGGCGUGGUCGGAGCGGUUUAUGCGACGCUUUUUCUGCCUCCGAUCAACACCCGAUUUGCCCGCUGCCAGGUCAGCCUUGCACACAUGACCCAACACGCGCAAACGGCAGUGUCGAGUUCACCUGGUGACGACACCAGUAGCCAUACAAUCUUCGCACAAUGCCGUCAACCCUCUGCCACUGGCCACGCGUAGGCCACACCGCAAGUUCUCUCUGGACAGGCCUUUUUGUGUCCUAACGGGCACGUCACCAUGGAUCUGGGAGCGCUAAUAGUGGGGACAAAGGCGAUUGGGACGACCACUUCUAGCCCAUUAGAGGCUGUUAGCCUGCAGAGGGAGAGAGAGAGUAGGCCUUUAUUAUGAGGCACACGACAUUUUCGGGAGCAGGGACGGUAACUAGUGCGUGAAUUAGUUCAUAGCGAUCGUAACCUUGCGCAGCAUCUACCGCACUCUCUCACCCUCCUCCACCUGGACCUGGUGUCAUGACGGUAUCGAGAAGACUGGGGGGGCAGGAGAGAACGCAGGUGACUGGCACGGUGGAGACCCGCAGGUAGGCGCACCACCACACCUCCCCUGGUUCACAACAAACAUUUGACCAACAAAAAGGGGCGGGGGGCUCGGAUCCCAAUCGGCGCGACGCGAGCCCGCAACUUGGCGUGCCGCCACACCCCGAAUGUUGGCAUUUGUUAUGAGCGCGCAUUCCCGAUUGCGCCUGCUGUUUUGAUCUAGCGCGUGAUCCGCCCUAGGGGCACUAUCAUGACUCAGCACAAUCGAAAAGUUCAGAUUUCCACGUUGUUGUUGUUGUGAACAGCUCUCGUGGCAACUUCUUCCUAAAGUACCUGGGCAGACGUGGUUAGUAGACGGAUGCCCAUGUCGCGCCCCAGAACACCGCAAGCAAAUCAUCAUCCUUUGAAUGCGAGUUCCCUCCGCUGAAGUAUUACGCAACAACCGGGGAAUACAAAAAGUACCGGCUGAGCCUGCCCAAGUCAUAAAUACUGCCGCACACAUGUGCGUGGCACAUGUUGGACGCGGGCUUCGGGCCAUGUCAGCUACUGUGCGCCUGAUCUCACUUGCACUCAGCCGAAAGGUUCAAAGAGGUCGCAGGCGCAUGGAAAAGGCAAGGUGGAAUUAGGCAGUCACUGGGAAAUCCAUCUUCACGGCACAGCAGCCUUUUUCAUCCCCACAAAAAUUCAGACGCGCCAACAACUGCCAGCGGACGAGACACUGUUGUCCUACCAAGGACUGAGAACCGGACUGCGAUGACGCUUCCAUGUGACCCUUAUUACGCUGUUGCCUACUUAAGGUCUUAGACAUUCGCCAAAUGAGGCCUGGGGAUUUUGGUGCUGGAAGUGACGCUCAAUGGAGAAAGCAUCCGGGUUUGAAUCCCAGGCCAUCCAAACUUCCAAUACGGUAUGGCUGUCGGAUGACGGCCAGUAAACCCGAGAUGACCAUCCCAGUCAAUGGCUCUUUCUGAGUCUGGCUCUUUUGGCACUCAGACAUGGGAGAUUCGAGCCGCCGUUUCAGUAGCCUAGCAUACUCACAGUUGGACCGGGUCGUGCACAGCACGCGUAGACGAAAGGUUCAACCUCGUCGGCUUCCCGUCCGCCCUCACCCCAGGUCGUCUUGACGUUGUCUUGCUAUAGCAUCAAGGUGGGUGGCAGAGGAGAGUGAGGUAGAUGCUUCGCAAGUCUGCUUUAUUGUGAAGUAGUUCACAUGCAAGCCACCGGUGCCGCGUCCACCUCGUGGGGAACACGAUGGGCGACGCUCGAACCGUCACCUGUAAAACAAGUACAGAUUUUUGGUUAGGUUCAUGUGGACCGAUUUACGUCGUUUUAUAAGCCCAAACAAUUUCGGGUGGAAUUCGACCGUCUGCUGCCAACCUUUAUCGUAGUUUCAUUUCCUCCGAAGCAGCACCAACCGUCUCCAGGCGCUUUUUCUGCCCUAAUGAAGAGUACUUCUUCUGAGACCACUAGCUGGCUUAAUUUCCUCACUAUAUCUAAUGGUCAUCGAGGUUCGUAUAGUUCAAAUACGUCCACUUCCGACAAGGCCGAUGCCGUGCAGGCUACCAGUAUACCUAAGUUUAGUGUUCCUUACCGGAAAGAAUAAGACAAAUUGCAGCGUUUUUUAUCGAGUCGAUCGAUUGGUGACUUUCUGCCUCCCCGCCAUCCUGGAGAGAAUUUUAUUUUCGCCUCCUCCCCUCCUUCCGCCUACAGGAGCGACGAUCUGCUGCCAUUUUGCCUACACUUCUUCGAUGAUCAUUGGUCACGCAACCGCAUAGUCGUCGGUCUGGACUGGUCUACCACCUACCCGGAGCUUGUGCUGGCCGCUUACAGUCCCAAUGAGGAGGUAGUGCAUGAACCCGCUGGCUGUUGCAUGAUCUGGAACCUCAAAUUUCCCCGCAAAACCAGCCCAGAGUACAUCUUCACCUGCUCUGAGCCAAUCACAGCCGCGACGAUGGCCAGGUUUCAUCCAAAUCUCGUCAUCGGAGGCACCUACUCCGGCCAAAUUGUGCUCUGGGACACUCGGUAAGUUUGUGUUUAUUCGUCUGGUCUAGUCAGGCCCGAUCAGAACCUCUAAGACGCAUCAGCAGUGUCAGUAUUUUUGAAAAAAAAUUGCUGAUGACAUUACCGACAAGGACCCGGGGGAGACUGGUACUGGAAUGACCAUUUCUGGCUUAUUAGCCGUCAUCAAACCAACCACAAGUGUGGAUGAGAAGAAAAGGCGAUCUCUGGAACCAUAGUUUUACUGUCCUGACGUUUCAAAAGCGAACAAGCUUCCAUCGUCGGAGGUAAGUGUGGAGUACAUUCGACCGCCAACUGUUGGAUCUAGCUGCUUUAUAGCCUGUCUAGGUUCAGUCUCUUGAGUCGGCCUAAUUCGUGCCACCCCUACGUGGAAACGGUGUAAAUAAGGGCAGACUUGUACGGAAACACGGUCCUAUAAUUGGCAUGAUUAGGAAAAUCUAAAUGCUACACUUACAACCAAAUGUCCCCAGGUGUACAGUCAGAAGGUUAAUGUACAGUCAGAAAGAUGUGGCGUAUAGUCAGAAGGGUAGUGUCAAGUUACGCGGGAAGGAGACGGGAGAUUCAAACAAAUAGUACGAGUACAGUGAGUGUGGUAUCGUGCCUCACAGUAUGUAUAGGUGGCUGACAGUCAUGUUCAGACGGGUUUUACGUCAGCGAGGAAGGAGCGGGAAGGGAUUCCUCGAGCGUCUUGUCGCCGGAUGAGGGAGUGGUGUAUCAGCUUUUAGUGGUCACCAACCGCAUGCACACAGGGACUGUGGCGGACGGAGGAGGCUGACGGAAUGUACUCAAUUUACAUCGGGGGCCGGCGUUGAGACAUUGGGUGGCCGUCGUUCGUACCUCCAUCGACUUUACCUGUCGUCCAAUGCCGCUAAUCUUUUUUACGCUGCCACGACUGUCUUUUUUAAUCGUCUGCCGGAAUAGUGGGUGGUACGGCUCUAGUGGCGACUGCGCGUUCGUCGGACCCGGGUUGAGGGGCGACUGAGUGUGUAUUCGCCAUGGACUCACGCAUGUUUGGAUCCAUUUUUGGUCUGGAUUUGCGUUUGCACAUUCGUUCACUGAGCUGCGCCCGGGGGGCUUGGUAGGCCGCAGGAAGAGCCACACAACGGUUGAUGGAGGUUGUCUCCGUGUUCCAGGCCUCGAUUGUUUCCCUGGCUAUGCGGUCGUAUCCGCGGUCCAGAAUUUUGGCAUUCUGGAAGGCGAACGUGUGUCCGGAAUCGGCCCAUUGUUCUGCCAUCAGAGACUUCUUACUGCCCUCAUGUGUUCUCCAACACGGGUCUGGGCAAUAAUCGGGAGGGGGUCCCCAAAAAAAUACUACCAGCCAAAGCAGCCUGUCUUACGGGAAAGGUGGUAAUAGGGGUUUAGUGGGCGGGGCCCAUGGAUGCGUAAAUAGAUGUUGUCUGUAGUUUGUAGUCAUUUGCCGGUCUCCCCAAUGUAGUUACCUUCGCAGGAGUUAUACAGAAUCCGGUAGAUGAUGUUCGUGGUUUCACCUCGUGGCAAAGGGGCCUUAGGCCUCAUGACCAGACGUCGAAUUGUUGACUGCGGUCGGUGGGUUAUGCCGACCCCCGGCGGUCUGAAGAGACGGGAGAACGCCUCAGAAACACCGUCGAUGUAUGGAAGCGCACGCAAUAUUUUUGGUCGUUCUGUUACCAAACUUCGGCUUGGUCCGGCCUGCCUGCCGCGUUCGAUGAAGUUUCGAGGAUACCCGUUGGCCGUGAAGAGGCGCUGGAGGCCUGUGUAGUUCAGACCUUCUGUCGUCCGGCUCGCUGCAGUGUGUUUCUGCUCUUCUGUAGAGUAUUCGCACACAACUGCGUUUGUUGCCUAACGGGUGCUUACUGUGGUAGCUCACGAUUUGGCGUGUAUUAGUGGCUUUCCUAUAUACCGUCGUUUUAAGGUGCCCAUUGGGUUUUCGAUGGACGAGAACGUCCAGGAACGGCAGCUAGUUGUUGUUUUUCGCCUCCAUUGUGAACUGGAUGUUAGGGAAAACAGAGUUCAGGACAUCAUGGAAUUCUUGGAUCAUUUCCCGCUUAAUGACAACGAAGGUAUCAUCGACAUAUCGAGUCCGAAAUUUCGGUGUACGGGUUACGAAAACUAGGAUCUCUACUUUUUAGAGAACUGCUUAUGCGAUGAAGCCCGAAAGCGGCGAUCCCAUUGGCGCCCCCUUGACCUGCACGUAAGUUGUACCUCCGGAAGCGAAGUACGUCUUCAGGUAGAAUUUCAGCAGCAAAAUCAUGCGUGUGAAGGACCGAUUAGACGUAGGAGAGCAAUCGGGUGUCGUUUAUCAGAUCCCACGUCGAGACUGCCCUCACCAUUACACAGGACAGACCGGACGACAACUUAACUCGCGAAAACGGAGCAUAGACGGGCAGUCCGGAGAGGUGACCCGUUGUCUCAGGUCGCCAUUCACACCCUGGAGGAAAGCCACGAAUUCAAUUUCACAAACACGCGGAUAGUGGCGCAGGCCAGCAAAAAUACAGGUCGAGAACUUCUGGAGGCCUGGGUGUCUGACACCGACUCUAUCAACAGACACGUUGACAUACCCCCCUGCUAUCACGCGCUCCGUUCCCGUGGCCAAGAGACGAGACCCAAUUCCCAGCCAAGGUUGCACGCAGUCACGCCGCCGUGAGAUGGCGUGGAUUCAACAUUCUCGCGAACACUACCCCCUGCACUCCUAGCCCCCCUUCAUGGCUUAACUACAAAGCUGCACAUUUGAUGCCACAGUCUAUGACGGUGGCCUCUUGUAGGAGACCGAAAGAUCAGACUAAUACAUGUACCGUCUCAGUGAUCGCGCGUACAUCUUCUUUGCAAAUGUUCGCUUUCCGGGCGGAUGUAUGAGUAAAGAAUAAUGAGACUGUUCGAGUGUCGGAACUGUUUGUUUGUUCUGGGCCUCCAUUGUCAGAGGUGACAGCAGCGACAUAGCUUAUUAACCACCAGUGCUGAAGGCUUGCGGGUGAAUGCGCAGAACUACGUAAGUCGGCGGUAGUUCGAUACGUGGAUUGACCGUGUCCUUAUCCGGGACCCACGACUCAAUCAGUCCUCUACUUGUCAUGUUUCUGUCGUGAACGACUAUCUUUGCGGCAGCGAAGUUGUACUUGUAACCCAUUUUGGAGGUGUGGGCAACCGUUUGUGAUAAUGCAUCAUCCAAAGGUAGCGCGUAGUUAUACAGCGAGACUACUCCGCGAAGUUUGAUUCUUCUUAACGUCUACUAACCCCGCUGCGCAUGGCAGCUUUGGACCGGUACAUACUUUGAACACCUAGUCCUGCAUCAAUGCGCUCGGUCGCGACUGAGACGUUUUUAAUGUGUAGCAGACCCAAUUCCCAGCCAAGGGUGUACGCAGUCACGCCGCCGUGAGACGACGUGGGACUCAGCCUUAUCGCGAAUACCACCCUCUGCACUCAUAUCUCCCCCCCCCCUUCAUGGCUUGAUUACAAAAACUGCUCAUUUGACGCUGCAUUCUCACAGUCUCUGACGAUGGCCUCCUGUAGGAGACCGAAAGCGCAUACUAAUACACGUGCUAUCCCAGAGAUUGUGUGUUCAUCUUCUUUACAACAACAACCUACGAUCCGCAUAUUCGCUUCCAUCCGUGAAAGUAUCUUUUGGUAGGGGGUGCUCACUGACCGUUCUUGCGGAACUCACUCGUUCCGUUGUGCCUUACGGGCUCUCUCUCGAGCCCAACCAGCAGCCGCACAGCGGCGCAUGAUAUAUGCAGUAUGUUGUUACCGAUCCUUGUCUUUGCCGGUAAUAACAAAGUAUCUUUUGUUGUCAAUUAUAGGUCACCGAAGCGGACACCCGUGCAACGCAGCACUCUGACCUCAUGGGCACACACCCAACCACUGAACACAGUUCAGGUUAUUGGCUCCAAGAAUGCCCACAACAUCAUCACGUUGAGCUCAGAUGGCUCUAUGUGCGCCUGGAGUGUGGAGAUGCUUGGUGAACCGAGGGAAAAGUUGAAGGUCGGCGAUGCGCCCUCAGGCGGCCUGUUCGAUGUCUUCCCCACCUGCAUGGCCUUCUUCGCGAACGACCAGAACAACUACGUGGUGGGCUCCGAGAGCGGCAUCAUCUACACCGACCAACGACAUUCCAGGUAUUGUCAGUUUUUUCCAGCAUUCUAAUUUUACAUCCUCUUUCUAUUUGACAAUCGAUUCGCCAGGUCGAUCACCCGCUAAGCUAACCGUGACCAAUCUGAUAUAAGCGAACAGGCCAGUUACAGGAAGUAGUUCAGAAGACGAAGAUGCGAUCACUGGCCGUCACCAGCCAAUCAUGUCAAACCCUGAGGCUCGAUCCCGUCACCUUUUGACUAGGUAUCCAACGUUCUAACCAGUGGUGCGCGGGCUCGUUAUUCUCUCGGUUGCGAUCGGGCAUGUAGAAUGGUGGAGGGGCGCUCACCGAUCGCGUUACGAGAUACACUCGUCCCGUUCUGAGCUUAUGUGCUCAAUCUCGAGCUCCGCCGGCCCCGUCGACGCUAGAGCUGUAGGUUUCUAGAACCCCAUCGGAGAGGCUACACAACAAAAAUGCAGAGGUUAUUGGUUGCCCUAGUAAUCGUUCCAUUUGCUUCAAGCCACCCCAUAUAUCGAUCUCGUCGAAUUAAUGCUAAGAGACAUGGCCGAGGUUGCGAAGCUAUACUACUGACUCUCUAGGACUGCCAUUUUGGAGGCCUUGGAGCUAACUCUUGUUUACAUGUUACACGUCCCUGUCGCUCUGACUGCCCAUAUUCUUCUGCUUCCGUUUUGUUGGUGACUUGUUUUUUUUGGUUUCUCAGCCUGUAUGCAUGCCUCUGCUCAGCAAAAGUCGAUCGGUCAGGCGAUUUUGCUUACCCCAGUCAGCCUCAUAAUAGAAGUACGGUAAUGGGAGAUAGAGCAGCAGCGAGGGUGAUGGCUGAGAAGACGAAGAUGCGAUCACUGGAACAAAAAACUUAUUGGCCUGACGUUUCGGAUUCUCACUUGGACCCAUCUUCGCAGAUGUAAUGGGGGCACAAGGAGUGCAGUAUCUAUAGCACGCGGCUGCCGUGGGACCAUAUGCGCACUGUGAUUAGGAGCUCUCUCAAUCACCGCUUGGGUCGUAAUUGAUGCCAUAAUGGCUUGUCAUUGCGUAAUGACCUCUCGUUACCGUAUUCUAUGCUCAGAUUUCCCCCUGGGCAGGGGAAUCAGUCACAUGUCGCAAUCACCGCUGGGUUGCCACCAUUACCCGUAUCUGCGACUGUCUCUGAUGAUGGGUUCGAGUGAGAAUCCGAGACGUCUGGCCAAUAAAUUUCUUGUUCCAGUGAUCGCAUCUGCGUCUUCCGUGACCACUCUCUCGGCGGACUGAUAGCCUCAUUAUUUCGAAGCUGGAAGAAGGGUCUGUGAUACCUCCUGAUCAAGACAACCUUUACGAAAGCUCUCAUAUACAGUAGAUGUGCUAACUCAUGAAAUGUCAACCAAAAUUUCGAAAUGCGUUCUCGUCUCGUAAAGAUUAAUUAAGUAGUGUUGUAAAACUAAUCAUGAUGCAGCAUAAAUCUAUAAUGAUCCAGUUUCCUCAGGGUGUCGGCUUUCGAAAGAACUUAUUUUCGGCUGCAUGCAAGAUCUAUACUCUGAAAAGAAUGACUACUUAAGUAGCAUGCAAUUUUCUCAUUGAUUUUCGAUGCCCGUGAAAAUUCAAUUAUAUUUCGUGGAAAACAUGCAUAAGAACAUUCCUUCUUUUACUUAGCCGGUAGAAAAUCACGUCUUCUUCCAAUUUCAUACUCAAAAGAAGAUUAUAAUUCGGUUUUAAAAACGUUUCUAAUUGUGUGAUUUUUUAAUACCGUUAAAUGGCCGUACAUGAAACGCCAUGUAUCUGCAUUUACGAAUGUGGCUUGUAAAGUUAACAAUACUGCUCAAAUCGACUGCUUAAUUUUAUGAACCUCAUAUGAUCUCCUCUUAACACCGUAGAGAAAUGCAUGGUUUUCCGUACAUGGAAAAUAUACAGCUUGUAGUUUUGAAACUCUGAAUGCAAGUGUAACAGCAGGUCGGGUUCAAAAUUAUUCGGGAAUUAGAAAAGUUUUUUAAAACCGAAUUAUACUCUUCUUUUGAGUAUGAAAUUGGAGGAAGACUUGAUUUUCUACCGAAUAAGUAAAAGAUUGAAUAUUUUUAUGCAUGUUUUCCAUGAAAUAUAAUUGAAUUUUCAAGGGCAUCGAAAAUCAAUGAGAAAAUUGCAUGCUACAUAAGUAGUCAUUUUUUACAGAGUAUAGAUCUUGCAUGCAGCCGAAAAUAAGUUCUUUCGAAAGCCGACACCCUGAGGUAACUGCAUCAUGAUUAGUUUUACAACACUACUUAAUUAAUCUUUUCGAAACGAGAACGCAUUUCGAAAUUUUGGUUGACAUUUCAUGAGUUAGCACGUCUACUGUAUGUGAGAUUUGAGACCCUCCGCCCUCCCGAAUGAAGCCUGGCAUGCAUGCAGUUGCGGCCUAGAUUUUGAGCGGAAUGUGCAGACGGGCUGUUUAGCCUUGUCAGCUACUGCGCCCACGCUCACCUCGGUCGUCCUGAAUCUGCACUGCUAUAAAAACAUGGUCGGUGUGGGAAGGGGCGGUGAGGUAGAUGCAUAGCAAGUCAAAUGCACCACAAACAAACGAACUCGCAACUCACCGCUGAAGGUUCCACCUCGUGGGACACUGUUGCUGGCGAUGAUCAAACUUCCGUGAUCGACCUAAUCCAGACGCGCGUCAAUACCACACGGAUCAGCCCCCCGUGUCUCCCAGACUUCCUGUCCUGAUCGAUUUGAGCAGUUUUUCCGGUGGUGUAGGGGGGGCGCUCACCGAUUGCGAUACGGGAUACACUCGCCCCGGUCUCAAGCCCCGCGGCCUCACAGCGGCUAGCAGUACAUUUAGGCAGAAUAGCAUUGCCGACAAAGACGAGGGAGACUGGAAUGGCCAUUUCUGGCUUAUCGGCCGUCGUCAGCCAGUCAUACCCAACCCCGAAGUGUGGCACACCCGAGGCUCGAACCUGCGAUCUGCUAGUUAGAAGUCCGCGCCUCUAACCAGAGAGAGAGAGAGAGUCCGUAAUGCAUAUUUAUAUGCUAUGCCCGUAUAAAUGUAAAUAUGCUUUGUAGAAUUUAUUACCGACAAAGGCAAAGGAGAUUGAAGUGGUCAUUUCUGGCUUGUUAGCUGUCGCCAGCCAGUCAUACCCAACCCCGAAGUGUGGAACACCUGGGGCUCGAUCCCGCGACCUGUUAGUUAGAAGUCCAACGCUCCUAACCACUGAGCCACGGGCUCGUUGUCCUGUCGGUUGCGUUCUGGUACAUACAGUAGAUGUGCUAACUCAUGAAAUGUCAACCAAAAUUUCGAAAUGUGUUCUCGUUUCGAAAAGAUAAAUUAAGUAGUGUUGUUAAACUAAUCAUGACGCAGCAUAAAUCUAUAAUGAUCCAGUUACCUCAGGGUGUCGGCUUUCGGAAGAACUUAUUUUCGGCUGCAUGCGAGAUCUAUACUCUGCAAAAAAUGAUUACUUAAGUAGCAUGCAAUUUUCUCAUUGAUUUUCGAUGCAGUCAAAAGUUCAAUUAUAUUUCAUGGAAGACAUGCAUAAAAAUAUACAUUCUGUUACUUAUUCGGUAGAAAAUCACGUCUUCUUCCAAUUUCACACUCAAAAGAAGAGUAUAAUUCGGUUUUAAAAAACUUUUCUAAUUCCCGAAUAAUUUUGAACACGACCUGCUGUUACACUUGCAUUCAGGGUUUCAAAACUACAAGCUGUAUAUUUUCCGUGUACGGAAAAUCAUGCAUUUCUCUACGGUGUUAAGAGGAGACCAUAUAAGGUUCAUAAAACUAAGCAGUGGAUUUGAGCAAUAUUGUUAACUUUACAAGCCACAUUCGUAAAUGCAGAUACAUGACGUUUCAUGAACGGCCAUUUAACGGUACUAAAAAAUCUCACAAUUAGAAACUUUUUUAAAACCGAAUUAUACUAUUCUUUUGAGUAUGAAUUUGAAAGAAGACGUGAUUUUCUACCGGUUAAGUAAAAGAAGGAAUGUUCUUAUGCAUGUUUCCCACGAAAUAUAAUUGAAUUUUCAAGGGCAUCGAAAAUCAAUGACAAAAUUGCAUGCUACUUAAGUAGUCAUUUUUUGCAGAGUAUAGAUCUUGCAUGCAGCGGAAAAUAAGUUCUUCCGAAAGCCGAAACCCUGAGGUAACUGUAUCAUUACAGGUUUAUGCUGCAUCAUGAUUAGUUUUACAACACUACUUAAUUAAUCUUUACGAGACGAGAACGCAUUUCGAAAUUUUGGUUGACAUUUCAUGAGUUAGCACAUCUACUGUACAUACAAUGGUAGGGUGGCGCUCACCGACAGCGCUACGGAACUCACUCGUCCGGUUUUGCUUUCCGGGCUCUCUCGUGCCCUGCCAACUGCGGUACAGCGGCGCAUAGUAUAGCAGAGUAACAUUACUGGCAAAGACAAGGGAGACUGGAGUGACCAUACUCAAUCCCCGAGGCUCGGUUCCGCGACUUGUUGGUUAGAAAGCCAACACUCUGAUCACUGGGCCAGGGUUUCGUUGUCCUGUCGAUGUCAAUCGGGUGAAUGCAGUGGUAGAUGGGCGUUGGCUCGCCUCGUUUACUUUGUAGGAGUCGUUUUCGCUAUCCGAGGCUCACUCAUCACACGCAAAGUCCUCUCUUUUGCAUAUAUUACUGGCCGCUAAGCGACAUGAGUGCUGAAAGGAUCUGAAAAAGCAACUUUCGCGUCACCUGUGUACAUUUUCCCACUGGCGCCCUGCCAACCUGCUCCCCUCCCACCAGCCAACUUGAAAUCUACCAAUCAAAUGACCUGAGGCUCCACCCAUUCCUCCCCCCCACAUCCCUUGCUGGGGGGAGGGGGUGGAGCAGGUUGGCGGGGAGUAUUGUAGCCGAUAUGUGGCCUGGACGGCUUGGGAUAGGCAUGCAUACGACGGUGCAAAGGAGAAAUUUGGAGGUCUUCGACGUGCCCUCGAUCGGCCACUUUCGCGGCUUCUUCAUUUGCAUGUCGCCCUUCUCAAAAACCGAAACAACUAUAGGUGACCAAGUUAGACUGUCGGCUUUUUCAAAAGCUAUAAGCCUCUCCACCCUCCGUCUCUUUUUCCGCCGCCAGGUAGUCCACAGACCCUGAUUCCUUUUUUUUCCAGUGUGACUCGCCAACGGCUCUCCGCUAGCAUUCGUUGAACGGAGACGAAAGCAACCAAGCAAGCGGACUGAAUGGCAUAGUCAACCAAAAUCGUGACACAGCAUUCCGUACAUGAAAGGGGUCUCCGAAGCCGUGGCUAGUUCCAUCGUGCCGCCCGGAAUAGGUGUUGCCCACAGGUCCGACUCAACAAUCCGCCGGCAAGUGAUGAGGCCAAAAGACCCGAUCCCUAAGCGGGAGAUGUCGGCUGUUGUCUACCGACUUCAAUGCAGCUGCGGGAAAUGCAACUACGUUGGGGAAACCGGCCGACGGCUGCAAACGCGAAUGCAUGUGCGAAGGUUGGGCCAACAGUCGGAGGUAGCAACCCAUGCUACGCAAAUGGGACCCAUCGUCAACUUUGAGGCCGUUGAGACUGGGGGCCAGAGCGAUGAUCAUACAACAAGGCAGAUGCAAGAAGCCUGGAUGUCUACCGACUACUCUGUCCACCGCCACAUCAAGUCGCCUCCACCCUAUCUGACUUUACGAACUUUCUUAACGGGGGGCAGUCACGACGCGGGACAAUCGGGGCCGUCAACUCUCUCCAUGGUCGACGAGGCUGGAGGCUAUUCAGGUCACGGUCGGAUGCAGCCAGACAGGCGGCAUUGGCGGGUCACGCGUCAAACAAAGUUCGUCAUAUACAGCGAGUGACCGAUCGCAUGAAAUGUUUGCUGAAAUUCUGAAAUGCGUUUUUGAUUAGGAAGGAUUACUUUGGCGCAGUUGUAAUGUUUAUUACCUUGCGGCAUAAUCUAAUAACAUUGCGGACUCGGCAGGAUGUCAGCUUUUGAAUACACUGCUUUUCAAUCUCCUUUAGAAACCAUACUAGGUAAAAAAUGACUACCUUAGUAACAUGCAUUUUCCCAUUGAUUUUCGAUGGUCUUGCAAAUUCAAAUGUAUCUCAUUGAAACCAUAAACAAGAAUAUGCUUUCUUUCAAUCAACUAACAGAGAAUCACGUCUUCUUUAUAUUUCAUACUCAAGGAAGGAGUAUAACUAGGUUUUAAAAAGUUUUUUCAUUGCCGAAUAAUGUGGAACCUGAUCCUUCGUUGCAUUAGCGCUUGGUGAUUUCAAUCCACAAGGUGCAUGCGUUCCGCGCAAAGAAAAUCACAUAUCUUUCUAUGCCAUUAAAAAGAUAUCAUACAGAGUACAUACAAUUUUGCAAUGGAUCCGGACUUUGUUGUACAUUUCAUGAGGAGCUGUGGUAAACGGCCAGGUACGAUGCUAUAUGAAUAGACAUUACGCGGUCUUAAAAAAUCUCGUGAUCAGAAACGUUUUGAACAUCUAAUUAUACUGCUUCCUUGAGUAUGAAAUAUAAAGAAGACGUGAUUCUCUGUUAGUUGAUUGAAAGAAAGCAUAUUCUUGUUUAUGGUUUCAAUGAGAUACAUUUGAAUUUGCAAGACCAUCGAAAAUCAAUGAGAAAAUGCAUGUUACUAAGGUAGUCAUUUUUUACCGAGUACGGUUUCUAAAGGAGAUUGAAAAGCAGUGUAUUCAAAAGCUGACAUCCUGCCGAGUCCGCAUUGUUAUUAGAUUGUGCCGCAAGGUAAUAAAUAUUGCAACUGCGCCAAAGUAAUCCUUCCUAAUCGAAAACGCGUUUCAGAAUUUCAGCAAACAUUUCAUGCGAUCGGUCACUCACUGUAAGGAGGGCUGUGCGGACGACUUCUCAGUUUUUGAAAAUGGGUAAACGAAGCAACUACUCGGAACGUCAGGCCUUUAAUAAACCCCGCCUGGUGAACGCCUCCUUUCCCCUUUGAUAUGCCACCUGAGAAUCGCAUUUUGAGACUUCACUGUUUUAUAUCAGUGCUGGUGGUUGCCCCCCUCACUCCAGGCAUCAUUCCUUGUCACCGCCCUGUUUCUCAGACUUCAGCCCUCGGCUGUUUAUGCAGUUUUGCCUGGUCUAGGUUUGUCGUGCCCCCGAGCUCAGUGACCGUGUGCGCCUAUUGCACCACCAGUGUUGUUGUUUUGCUUGUCAUUUGCGCGUAGGAAGGGCGCGUCUUCUGUAAUUCCAGGCAGCCCGCUUUCUUGGCUCGAAAGGUCGUUAGGUGCCCUUCCUUCUCCUGGUUGAUACUUGUUCCUUUUAUGACUUCACUGUGUCUGAUCCGUUAAUAAAGCUAUCGGUCAUGGAAACCGCGCUCGGACCACUAUUUUUCCCGAUUCGAGUUGGAUUGCAGUCGUAAUGACUGUGACAAUGCUUUCUUUUCUUUCACUCUCCGUUUAAAAGCGGACUCCAUUCUCGUACCGACUUAAUUGACCGCCUUCUGACUUACCCAUCUGUUGCUUGUUUUACCUAAAGCCGUUCGGGCACUGGAGAUGGUAAUUCGCGCAGUCAAUCCUACAAAGGUCACUCAACCUUCGUGACCAGCGUUUGCACCCAUCCGAGUCCUGGACCGGUGAGCUACUCCAAUCUCUUCCUCUCCUCCUCUUUGGACUGGACGGUCAGGCUGUGGUCCGUUCGCGAGCAGACACCGCUGAACGUCUUCGACGACUACUCAGAGUGCGUGUAUGACGUCUGCUGGAGCCCUAUCCACCCGGCCCUUUUCGCCGCUGUGGAUGGAACGGGCCGUAUCGACGUGUGGAACCUGAACAAUGACUUGGAGGUACGACUUCCCAACUUAUCUAAAUUCAUAUCAGGAACUACUUUUUUUCGAGUCAGUAGUAACAUUUUAUACGACGACUUACUUCAGGUCCCCACGGCUCGAACCCACUUACCCGUAAACCCUGGCUGCUCGGAGCCUGCGGCAGUCCACAAGGCCAGGUGGGACAGCACUGGUUUGUUCCUCGCCGUUGGGGACGACGAGGGUCACGUGCGCGUUUGCAGUGUCGCCGAGAGCUUAGCGACACCUGGUGCCGACGAUUGGACCAUCCUGGCUCAAGUUCUAGCCAACUUGAAAUCAACCAAUCAAAUGAUCUGA